AUGCUACAUCAGAUGGACGUCAAGACAGCGUUUCUUAACGGCUCCCUCAACGAAGACAUCUACAUUGACCAGCCGGACGGAUACCUGGAUGCAACACAGCCGGACUAUGUGUGCAAGCUAAAGAGAUCACUCUACGGCUUGAAGCAAUCGCCUCGCAUGUGGAACCAAACAAUCGAUGGGUUCAUGAUCAAGAUGGGAUUCAAGAAGUGCGAAUCGGACCACUGCAUCUACAUCAAGCGAGACGACCAAGACAUGAUUCUCGUGGUGCUCUACGUCGAUGAUCUCAUCCUGGCCAGCAGCAACAACGAACUCCUCAAGUCAACCAAGAUGGCGCUGAGCAAACGCUUCGAAAUGACGGAUCUCGGUGAGCUCGAUUACUUUCUCGGCAUGGAGAUCAAGAACGACCGUAAGACGGGAAUGGUGACUGUACAACAAACCAAGUUUCUCAAGUCCGUGUUAACCAAGUUCGGAAUGGAUAACAGCAAGCCAGUGAAGACGCCUCAAGAUCCCGGCCUGAAGCUAACCAAGAACAUGUGUGAACAAGAAUGCAAGCACGAAGACACCAUGUGCAACGUGCCAUAUCGAAGUGCUGUCGGAGGCAUCAUGUAUCUCAUGGUCGCCACACGUCCGGAUCUAGCUGCUGCAGUGGGAUCAUUAUCCCAGUUCUCGUCCGACCCAUGCCCGACUCACUGGCAAGCUUUGAAGCGUGUGCUGAGAUACCUGCAAGCAACGCCCAAUCAUGGUCUUGAGUUUACACGUGAAGAAGGAAGCCGUAUCUGCGGGUACACCGACGCAGACUGGGCCGGCGACAUUGAGUCAAGACGAAGUACAAGCGGCUAUGUGUUCAUGAUGAGCGGAGGAUGCAUCAGCUGGAAAAGCCAGAAACAACGGACGGUCGCGCUAUCUUCAACAGAAGCAGAAUACAUGGCGCUUUCCGAAGCAACCAAAGAAGCAGUAUGGCUCAAAGUGCUUUUGGGGGAACUUGGUGAGAUGACAAGCGACGAAGCGAUCAAGAUGUAUGAAGACAACCAAGGAUCAAUCGCUCUCGCCAAGAACCCGGAGUUCCAUAAGAGAACAAAACACAUCGACAUACGCUACCAUUUUGUGCGUGAGAAGGUGGAAUCAGGUGAAGUCGUUUUGGAGUAUUGCCCGACUCAAGAUAUGCUGGCAGACAUGAUGACCAAGCCGAUCGCCGCUGUACAAUUUGAAAACAUUCGCGAUCGACUUGGGAUCCAAGGUGCCGCAGCUAACGAGUCGAGAGGGAGUGUUGAAAAGACAGCGGCUGUGAAGAAGACACCUCGUCAAGCUGCGUCAAGUGUUGAAGCAAGUGGAAGACCAAGCUUCGCUAUACCGGUGGGUACCGGUAUGUACCAGUAA
Messenger RNA from Peronospora matthiolae, 1377 nucleotides. NCBI's taxonomy places the organism in Eukaryota, Oomycota, Peronosporomycetes, Peronosporales, Peronosporaceae. The record is from the annotation of a GenBank genome assembly.